This is a messenger RNA of Papaver somniferum (opium poppy), 2921 nucleotides long. RefSeq lists its product as uncharacterized. The coding region runs from base 472 to 1014 and encodes 180 amino acids. The transcript has 7 exons. Lineage: Eukaryota; Viridiplantae; Streptophyta; Magnoliopsida; Ranunculales; Papaveraceae. The record is from RefSeq and is a predicted model, not a curated record.
UUUUUUAUAAGCUCCCGAAGAAAAAGUGAUGAAUGCUAAAGCUGGGACAGUUAACAUGGGCCAAUUCUGUAACAAAGAAUCCAGAACUCUGAUCAUUCCCUCUCCACCGACCUAGCAAUCCAGAACUCUCAUUCAUAUCUUCUUCUUCCCCACCCUUCUCUCUUUCUCUAAGUUGCAGAGUGAAUUCAAAUGGCGGAUUCAAAACUUUGCAUCUUCUUAAUUAAUGAUUUGGAAGAGGUCAAGGAUAUUGUUCUCUGUUUUUGAGUGGAAAAGCCUCAAAACCUAAUUAGAAGAUUUCAAGAGAAGAUGAAUUUGAAUCCUAGGGCAUUUAUUUUAAGUUAGAAGCAGUAAGAAAUGGCAUCUGGGGUUUCAAAUUCAACAAACAAGAAAAGAACAAGUGGAUGAUAUUCAGCUGAUAGGUCUCUUUCCUCAUACAAUUUCUACUAAUUGGGUUCUUCUGAUCCUGCUAAAAUGGUUGAUCUCACACUUAUUCUAGGAGCUAUUGGUGAAGGAAUUGUUUGUUUGGAUGGAAGUAAUGAAGAUGGAAGCGAGAGAAUUCUCACAGAAAAUGGCAGCAUAACAAGCCCUAACUCAAUAUCUCUCAUAUGGGAUAAAUGCCAAAGUACCUGGAGUGACCAGACGUUUCUUCAACAAAAGGAAGAGUUUAUUGAUUUAGCUAGAGCUUAUGUCAGUCAUUCAUCUAUCAUUUGGUGUUGCUGGUUUACUGUUGUUCAUUGGGUACGACGACCAUGGCUACCACAUGACAGGCAACAUUUCCCACCAACUUCGUACACGGGCGAAUAUCGUUAUGACGUUAUCUAUCUAAGCUGGGUUAGCAUCCAUAUAUACGUAGUCUUUGCGGCAACCGAAGCACGCGAGACUGUGUGUAUGAGUACUAACCCACCACUAUGUAGAGCUGCAAAAACGAUGAUACCUUCAUCGAACUGCCAAUUGGUGUUUAAUCCUGGAGUCUCAUAUUCAAUUACUGGUGUUUUGCUUAAAUCAAGAGCCUGAUUUUUCAUCAUUUGGCAAUGAAACAGUGAUGGAACUUGGAUCAUUUAGAGCAAAGCGUGACAGAAAGACUCUAUCUCAACGAAUAUUCAUGGAACAACGGUGAGUUAUCUCUUUUUUCAUUUGAAUGAUGGUUAAUUACCUUUACCUUUUUCGCAACAGUAGACAAUAUUAAGAUAAUUUUGCAUGUAAUACAGCAGCAAAUGUUGUCUUCCUAUAGGCACCAGCUGGUGUUGGAAUUUCAUAUUUGAAUACCAACCAAACCAUCAUUAACUUGGAAGGAAUUGAUGCAAGUACAUGCUUAUUUGCAGUUAAGUAUGUAUUACUGUGCUAUGAAUUCUUUCAUCUAGGUUAAUGGAUUUGUCUUUGAUUGGACUCGAUUAAGGUCAUGUUUUCCAUAGGCUUUCACAGCUCCAAUAUAUCUCCCAUAUAAAAAUCCAAUCAAUAGACGUACUUAUCUUUCAAUUGGCAACAACUUUGUCUGCUAUUGCCAGUUCCACUUCAACUUCUAAUUUCAAUCCUCUUGGUUUCUUCCUGCUAUAGUGCAUCUACAUAUAUGCAUCUGCUUCGCAACCAAGAAGAAAAUUAAUGAACUUCUAAUAUCCGAAAGGAUCGGUAUUGUCUUCUGAUCCUGCCUUCAAAUAUACUUAAUUCGUUAAUUAGUUUCAACUCCUCCAAUUCACAUUUUGUUUAGUUAUUGUUGUUUUUUGUAGUGCUACUGUGUGUGUUUGUUCAAGUUGAUUUACUUAUGCACUUCGAAGAAACCCCAUGUCUAUGUGGUUAUUACUAGUUUUUUGACUAAGUUGUGCGCCACUUUGGUGCAAUUCUUUGAUACUGACCACAAUUUCGUUUGAUACGGAUCACAGUAAAAGAUACAAAAUUUGUCUAAUUGUUCUGCACGGGUAAGUCAAUGUCAUCCCUUUGUAUCUUUACUGUUAAGGUGCUAAACUUAUGGUUCCUGGGUUGUUGAGGUUUGAGAUUGGUAUUGAAAACGGCGAGGAGAUUGUUCUGAUGACUACUAAAGGGGAAGCAAUUGUGUUGUGUAUUGGUGAGAUGACUACUGCUGUGCUGGCAACAUGUGAUAAUGGUGCGGUGCCUAAGAUAAGAGGGUUGUCAUGGAUAGGAUACUUAUCCAAGGAAAUGGGGAUUGGGACCAAGGGUUUCCACGAAGAGGAAACUAGUUGCAGAGGGGAAAUUGCUGCUGAAACUAACUGCUGAGUGGUCUAGAAAUGUGAUUCUCCCAGCUGGAGUGGAUACUACGGUGGCAGGACUUGCUGCUGCAGGUGAACCAGUGGCAGCCAAGGUUGAUGGUGAGUUAGUCGAUGAGGAGAAGAAAAAGAAGAAGAAGCGAAAUGUAUCGAUGGCCCUGUAACUUCCAAGCAGGUAAAGGUUGGUGAGGAUGGUUAGAAGAAGAGUGAGAAAAAGAAAAAGAAGGGUGAGGAAAAUGGUGAAUCUGAACCUUAAACUCCUGUAGAGAAGAAAUUCGAGUUGAAGAAAAAGAAGAAAGACAAGCAAGUUGAACCUGCAACCUCUGUAGAAGAGAAGUCUGAGGGGGAAAAAAAAAGAAGAAAGAAGGUCGGGAGGAUGCGACUAAGACUAAGGUAUAGGAAGAUAAAAGUGAGACAAAGAAGGGCAAAGGGUCAGAUGCUGAUAAAUGAACAAAAAUGAAACUCUCUAUCUAUAACCGAUGCAGGAUCCGAGCAAGUUUGAUGACUUCGGGUCAUGUAUAAGACUAUGCAUGUUCUUUCACAUUUUGUCUUCUUACCUUUUAAGUUAGGUUACACUCUUACAGAUUUUGUAAUCCUUGGUAUGUUUUCUGCAGUACCUUAUUUACUUAUUAGUAAUGCACAAUGAUAGUUGUCUGUGUGUGAGUUUUACUGGAUUUUUGGUAUAACUUUUUUUUUGGGGUA